Paramecium octaurelia is the source of this 1321-nucleotide messenger RNA. The record is from the annotation of a GenBank genome assembly. NCBI's taxonomy places the organism in Eukaryota, Ciliophora, Oligohymenophorea, Peniculida, Parameciidae.
GUUAUCACAAGGGUAAUGAGUUGCCAUACAUUAUGAGAUGAACAUCUGGAGAUGGUCUGUCUUCAUAGUACUUGCAUAGUGAAGGGAGAAGUUCUAAAUUGCGUAGUUUGCAUAGACGAAAGACACAAAGGUCACAAAAUGAUUCCCCUGUAGAAAUUACUAAAUCUAAUUAAAAAACAAGAAUCCUUAAUCAUGUUAGUAACUAUUACAUAAUCUACAUUUUCAAGAACACUCUACACCAAUCUCAACACUCGGAGAUGCAGAUUGCCCAAUUAAAUAAAUUGCAAGAACAAAUUAAUUAGGCAAUUUAAAAACAACGAGAAUUGGUUGAAUAACAACUCAAAUUUGAUAAAAGUACGUUGGCAUCGUAAAUUUAGUUAUUAUAUCAUACUAGCUUAUGGCAUCGAUUAAUGAGGAAAAGCUGUUAGGCUAACUUAUAUAAAAAUUGUUACUCAAACUUGAAUACAACCCUAGAGCAUAGUAAUUGAUCACAAGAACUGAGUAAUUAAAAGAAGAACAGCCAUAAAUUACCUAAUUCUUGAUGAAUCUUACAAAUUUUAAGGACACUUUAAAAAUCUCAAUUCAGGACACAUAAUUAGUACAAGCCUCUAGAACAAGUAGUACCUACAGACAAAUUAGAAAUAACUCAAUCAACACUGAAGGCUAUAGAACUAUGAGAUCUUUUGAUCGUUCUCCCUUGUCUCCUUAACCAUUUGAAGACAGACUUUCUGUUACUCAAUCUUUGUCCAAUUAAUAUUACAGACCAAAUUCAUAGGGAAAACCGAUUAUUGGAGAACCUAGUCCACCUCCCCCGAUGAGAGAAAUAUCUUAUAAGUUUCAUUCUGAGUACCAUGGUAUUGGAGCUUAAGUUAAAGGAAAGCAGGUCAAAUAAGUUUUAAAUACUGAAGGCAAUUUGGCUUUGAUUGGUCCAUCAAUAUAUGGAAAUGGUUUGAUUCGAGAUAGUAAUCUCAAAUUAUUGAUCAGAUCCUGUUAAAAUUAAAAUAUAAGAUAUCCUAUGGCCUUAGGAAUAUGUGAUUAAAAAAGAGUCAAAGAAAAACUGUAUCAAAAGGAUUCAGAAGGAUGUUAUUUUCUGAAUUCUCAUGGUUACAUUACUUCUGAGAACUAGAGUAAAGUUAAGUGUGGGAAACGCUUUUAUAAUGGAAGUUAUGUGGAGUUGAAGUUCAAGCCUUUUUAAAGUGAGUUGCAUAUAACCAUAGAUGACGGAGAGCCCAUAAUAAUUAAAAUUUCAUUAAGCCAAACUAAAUUGAUUUAUUUCACCGUUAGAUUAGGAGAUUUGCAUGAUGCUAUUGAAAUUAUGUGA